AAAAAAAAAAAAAAGGCAGUAGUUAAGAAAGUAUUUACAAUGGGAUUAUCAGUAUCGGUAAGCCCUAGCGCAUGAAUCGGCUUUACAUAUAUCACCACAUUUUAAAAAUUGAAAAAGCAAAUGUCAAAUAUAAAACCUGAGGCUGUUCACUGCCUAUAAAAAUAAAAUUAUCACGAGAAUAGCAAAAAAAAAAAAAAAAACAAGCACAAAAAAAAAAAAAAAAAUCGGGAGGUGAUAUCUUCUGGGCUUUGCUUGUGAGCAGUUGAGUUUGCUCACUGGUGUUAUCUCGAGAGUGUAAAGAGUGGAAAGAACGCCUGACAACACGGGAAUGUUUAGCUCAUGGCUGAUGUACCUCCUACUAAGCUUAAAACUUUAUCGGACCUUCCCUACUUCCUUCUCCCUUACUCUAAUUUUUUAGUGACACGUGACCUGGUCAAAAAUGGAGUUUAAACUAGAACUGUAGUUUAAGAAACCUUAAAUAAAAGUAAACAGCUGGGACACAUUUACUACAGUCGGGCUGUAGAGAUACUGAAUAGUUUUCUGAUGUGUCUUCAAGGAUGAUUCACAUGUAUAGCUGGGAACCAAGGCAGCGUAAAGUGCAAGCAAACAGCAGGGUCCACUGCAUGCAAAUUGGUCCUAACUCCGACGAAGAUUAGUAAAUAAAGCUCAGGUCAACAUCUUUGUCUGAUGUACUAUAACAGUAACUAGGAUUGCAAGAUGGCUCAGACACACGAAAGAGAGUGUGCUGUUUGCACCAAAGACUUCACGAAACCAAUGAUUCUACCCUGUGGUCAUCUCCUGUGUCGAGAAUGUGUCCUUUCCUGCUUGGAUUCCAAACUUGAUGCUGGGUGUCCGCUGUGUAGAUGUCCUAUAGUAGAGCACUUCUUUGAAAGUUCGUCCAAGGCUGUUGACGCCCUGCCGACAGACUUUGUGAUGGAAGCGCUGGUGGAGAGCGCUCGUGUGCUGAGUAAAGAUCACCUUUGUUGUGUGUGUGAGGACGUCAGGGCGGACUUCAUCUGUAUGUUGUGCCUCGAAACGUUGUGUUCAGCGUGUGCGGAAGCUAAUCAAAAGCUUCCUGCAACCCGCAGUCACGAUGUGGAGAGUGUCAGCACUGUGACACAUGAACGUCUGGCUGCCAGCCGCCCUGCACUGUGUGCUGACCACGGCGACAAACACGCGGACAGCUUUUGCCUCUGUCACCAAAUAGCUGUCUGCAAAACCUGUUGGUCUCAUGAACACAGAAUAUGUUCAGAAGAAAGCAAUUUUGACGAUGAAAUACAAUCAGCUCAAAACUCACUGAACGACUUGACAAAGAUUCUGGUAGAAGCGGAGCAGAAGCUAGAGCAGGUUAUAGGUCAGCUGACGUCACGUCUACAGGAAGUUGAUGUCAGCGAGCAAGAAGACAUGGCGCAGGUGGACAAGACAUGUGACCGUCUUCACAAGCUGGUGGAAGAUGUUCGUAACAAGUUAAAGGACAAGUCUCGCACGUCACAUCUCAACAUUAGGAAUUUAUUACGUGACGCCAAGACUGACCUUAGCAACCGGCUAGGAAAAGUGACGUCACACAAACCCAUUGUGACGCGAGCGGUGGCAGUAUCACCACGUCCUGUACUGAUACUCAUGAGCAUGGAUCUGAGAACCAGGGUCAACAGCCUUGACAUCAGUGCUGACGUGAAUGCAGACUGUUGGGAGAAGCCCUUGUCAAGUGUAGAAUGUUGUCAAGAGGUUGUGAGACGGAUAGAAGACGAUCUUCUGAUGUUGGUGCAGCCUAAAAUGGAGACAGAGCCACCAGUCCUUGUGUUCCACGACAACUGCGGAAACAACAUUCGUCUGACGAACGGUAACAGGACCGCGGAGAAGAUAAAGUCGCAGAACUACGUUGACGGAUUGAUUGUGUCACGUGACGCUAUGGUGGCGAACGUCUUGUAUGAAGUAAGAUAUUAG
Molecule: messenger RNA, 1944 nt
Organism: Pomacea canaliculata
Lineage: Eukaryota; Metazoa; Mollusca; Gastropoda; Architaenioglossa; Ampullariidae
Product: probable E3 ubiquitin-protein ligase MID2
Exons: 3
Coding region: 718-1944 (408 amino acids)
Molecular function (GO): zinc ion binding
Source: RefSeq, a predicted model, not a curated record